GGCGGGCCAGGGGUUCCGGGUGAAGUCCUGGACCAGCUGCGGGAGGACUUGCAGGCGCUGCUGGGCGCCAAGCGCAAGGCCCAAGAGGCACGCCAGCAGCUGGACGAGAAGGAGGCGAAGAUCCAAACGAUCCGCCAGGAGCUGCGCUCCACGAAGCUGGAGGAGCUGGAGGACGACGUGGCCAACGCGAAGGCGGAGGCCAAAUCCAAGGCAGAGGAGCUCGAGAGCGCAGGCGACUUGGCCGAGUCCCAGAAGCACCGCGACCAGGGCAAGGAGCUGCUUCAAGCGAUCGUGGAAGUGGAGAAUGAGGUGGCUGCGAUCCAGAAGCGGCUCGCAAAGCUGCAGGACGAGCGUGUGCAGUUGGAGGAGUCGGCCCAGGAGCACGAGGAGCAGACCAGCAAGUUGAAGGAGAAGCGUGAAGAGAUCCAGCGGCAGAAGGACCAAUGCCAGGAUUUCCUGGAUGGGCUGGCUGGCAUCGAGAGGGAUCACCAGGACAAGAAGGAGGCCUGCGAAGUGUUGCGCCAGCAACUAGCGGCGGCGCGGGCAGAGCAUCCAGGCCGCGCGGUGCGGCGGGAGGUGGGGGACUGGCAGGUGAGUCCGCAGAUCCUGGCGCCAGGCUUCUCGCUGGCCGCUUCUGGCGGCGCUGACGGCUCCUGGCGGUUGCUGCGGUUGCUGCGCCUGGCGGACCAGGUCCUGCCCGCGCUGCGCCGGGAGGACGGCGACGCGGACGGGCGCUUGGAGGCCUCGGAGCUGGCGCGGGCGCUGCGGAAGCUGGCGGGGCCCGGGCGCCUUGGCCGAGACGUGGCUCUGGUGUUUGAGGACCUGGGGCAGACCGGUCUUGAUCCACAGAUUCGGAGGUAG
Effrenium voratum is the source of this 861-nucleotide messenger RNA. The record is from the annotation of a GenBank genome assembly. Lineage: Eukaryota; Dinophyceae; Suessiales; Symbiodiniaceae.